This is a messenger RNA of Mercurialis annua (annual mercury), 1058 nucleotides long. RefSeq lists its product as uncharacterized. Lineage: Eukaryota; Viridiplantae; Streptophyta; Magnoliopsida; Malpighiales; Euphorbiaceae. The record is from RefSeq and is a predicted model, not a curated record. Bases 170 to 808 code for a protein of 212 amino acids. The transcript is spliced from 5 exons.
UCAAAGAACAUUUAAAAGAAAGUGAUUUGUUGGGACCAAACUCUCUCCAAUUGUUCUCUAUUAUUCAACAAAUUGGUUUCAACAACAAAAGCAUAACUCCAUAAAGAGUGUCUGUCUGUGUCACUGCCAAAAUCUGAGAGCCACCGAUCGGACAGACACUGUCUGAAAAAUGGUAUCUGCGAACAGAGAGAUGGCUGUUUAUUGCUUUGACACUCUCCUCGCCCACUACAACAGCCAAGAAGUUCCUCCUCCGGCUUUUGAUGAAGCCCAACACCCUCUAUUUGUCACAUGGAAGAAAAUAGUCAAUGGCAGCGAGCCUCGCUUACGUGGAUGCAUUGGAACAUUAGAAGCUCGAUACUUGAUAAAUGGGUUUAAGGACUAUGCUUUGACUAGUGCUUUAAAGGACCGCAGAUUUCCUCCAAUACAGCCUAAAGAAUUACCUUCUUUGGAAUGCACAGUUUCCAUCCUGGCUGAUUAUGAAACUGCUGACAAUUAUCUUGAUUGGGAGAUUGGGAAGCAUGGUUUAAUUAUUGAGUUUACUGAUCCUAAUAAUAAUGCUAGGAGAAGUGCGACAUAUUUGCCUGAAGUAGCUGCCCAUGAAGGUUGGACAAAAUUGGAAGCAAUUGAUUCGCUGAUGCGAAAAGCCGGUUACAGUAGUCUCAUCACCGAAUCACUUCGGAAGUCUAUCCGACUGACUCGUUACCAGAGCACACUUUUUACUUUGACCUACACCGAUUACGCCUCAUAUGUCAAGGCGGCUAGGGGUGCAGCUCCCACUAUUAAUGGGACAAAACCCGUCCACCAUUAAAAUGCAAACAAGCUUUUGCUAAAGAGCCAAAGCUUGUUUGGUUAAUAAUUUAUCAAGAUUCCAGUCAAACUGCAUCAGUAAUUGUUGUACCAGAAACACACCUGAUGGUUUCUGGGCAUUACUUGUACAACUUUGGCUGUACUGCUCAACUCUUUAUUUGUUAAUUUGGAAUUUCAUCCAAAUGUAUGGUGUGUAACUCUUAUGCCUAUUAUCUUAAGGCAAAAUAAAUUAAUAAAGGCAAAAUUCAUAA